Cladophialophora yegresii CBS 114405 is the source of this 651-nucleotide messenger RNA. RefSeq lists its product as uncharacterized. Gene Ontology annotation, molecular function: protein binding. Bases 1 to 651 code for a protein of 216 amino acids. The transcript has 2 exons. The record is from RefSeq and is a predicted model, not a curated record. Lineage: Eukaryota; Fungi; Ascomycota; Eurotiomycetes; Chaetothyriales; Herpotrichiellaceae.
AUGACAACAUACACGCGUCCGCCACAGAACUGGCCGACCAACCUGCCGUAUCUAUCUACUGUACAUCUGGACAGUUCACUCGCCCCAAGUCAGCGCGAAUUGGUUCAGUCGACUCGUUCCCCGGACCCAGAUGCAUACAUGGUGUCCGCUCAAUCAUACCCGCAAUCAGGACUGUUCGCUGCUCGUCAGCUAGCCCCAGGCACGCAUAUUAUCGACUAUACAGGUCUGCUGCACUCUUGCCCCUUGUCUACAUGCAGCAUCAGCGACUAUGAUCUUGCUUUCCUGGACCGGGAUGCCUCCAUUGCAAUAGAUGGUGCCGGCAUGGGCAACGAAGCUCGCUUCAUCAACGAUUAUCAUGGCGUCAGAGAUGGACCGAAUGCGGUUUUCGAGGAGUACUAUGUCAAGGUCAAGGGGCCGAAGGGUAAAGAGAUGUGGGAGGCGAGGAUGGGAGUUUGGGUGAAUCCGUUGAGUACCGGCGUUGCGAAGGGAGAGGAAAUCUGCUUGAGUUAUGGCAAGGGUUACUGGAGGGCCAGGUUGGGCGCCAUGGAGCAACGGAAGGAAGAUGAUUCUCGCGCUGGCGCAGCGGCAAAGAAUGAGACUGAUUUGAGCGAGAAAGUCAUGUCCAUGACAGUUAAGGAUGGAAAAGGUUGA